This is a messenger RNA of Durotheca rogersii, 1601 nucleotides long. RefSeq names its product glycosyltransferase family 1 protein. NCBI's taxonomy places the organism in Eukaryota, Fungi, Ascomycota, Sordariomycetes, Xylariales, Xylariaceae. Bases 211 to 1296 code for a protein of 361 amino acids. The record is from RefSeq and is a predicted model, not a curated record. Gene Ontology annotation, biological process: dolichol-linked oligosaccharide biosynthetic process. Gene Ontology annotation, cellular component: UDP-N-acetylglucosamine transferase complex. The transcript has 2 exons.
GGACUGUUGAACAUACGAGCUGCUGUAGCUUUGCCAAUUGUACCCCUCGGUACAAUUGGGCUCCAGGACUCAGCAAAGCUCACUCAGACCGUCUCUGGUCUUGAGGUUGGAUGAGAACUCACUGUGCCGGCAUCUACCAGCACUAAACCAGCAACGCUGGCAGAGCUGUCAAGGCCGUCCACUCCGUCGUAGGAUCCAUAAAAGUAGAGCAUGGCUAAGCUGCCCGGCUCAAGAGGGCAGGGGCCCUCUGAUCAUAGCCUCCCUGGCCGCCCUACAAGGACGACACUUCCUGGAAACAUCCAGCAUUUGGUCUCUCCCAGAGCGGCUGCUCCUCAACCAACAACCACCUCGGAGCCAUCUGCGUCUACGCAACCCACCCCCUACCGGUCACUAAACCCAACUCAUCAGCAGUGUCUCGUCAACAUGGACAGCUCCAGAGACAGAAUCAUCACCAAGAUCAUCUCUAAUCCUGUCGGCCAGAUCAUUAAUACCAUCUUGCUGAUCAACCGUAGCGUCGUCAACAGCUUCGUCAUCGUUGCCCUCUGCUUUGUGUUUCUUCUGGCACGCUGGCCGUACUCAGCCUCCAUAGUUUUAACACUGGUGACAUUUGGUCUGUUAAGCCACCUCAUUCUCGUGUCUAGCCGCACCGCGUCCAAGCGUCUCCAGACUGGGGGAAUGGCCGCCCAAACCCCCCACUACACCUUCAUCGUCUGCGGUUCCGGCGGCCAUACCGGUGAGAUGAUCCGGAUGGUCGAGCGCAGCAUCCGCCCCACUGCCAAUUCCCACCGUCGAUGGGCUGUCGGCUUCGAGGACCACAUGAGCUUCAACCGGGUCAUGGAGUGCGAGAACCGGCUCGGCCGGCGCUUCGAGGACGUCGGAACAUUCGACAUCGUGUGCUUCCACCGCGGCCGCGCUGUCCAGCAGAGCUGGCUGACCACCCCGUUCACCGCGCUAGCCAGCUUCCUGCACCUCGGCAGCCUCCUGGUCGGCCCGCCUGCUUGCCGCGACGCAGCAGCGUUCCGGUUCCCCCGCGUGAUCAUCAGCGACGGCCCGGGCACCGGUUUCCUCGUCUUCCUGGCCGCCCAUCUGCUGAAGGUAUUCGCAUUCGUGCCCGAGGGGACCAUGCAGACGCUCUUCGUGGAAAGCUGGGCCCGUGUCUCCUCUCUCAGCCUCUCGGGAAAGCUGAUCUACUACCUCGGACUCGCCGACCUCUUCAUCGUCCAGCACCGCCGGUUGGCGGAGCUCUACAAGGUUACUUUCGCCGGCCGGAUUGCCUGCAUGCCGAAACCUACAUAAGUUCACAUAGGCCCUCGAGAGGUAUGCCACGAUGUUGCUACCUGAUUAGCAAGUUCGCAAGGCAUCGCUGACUGGAACCACUGCUGAGGCCACGUAAGAAUCGCACUUCAUCCCAUUCUGACGGAAGCACUAGGGACGGGCAAUUCUGACGUCGUCGUCUUAUCACCCCCCUUUUCAUGAUUCCGCAACACUCAGAUAUGCCGGUGGAAGCAAUUGCGCGUCAACAUCACUACAUUUACAUCUCGCACCAUGGAAGACAGGAUUCAAUACGGCUUUUCAAGAGUUAAAGUAUGCCUGCCGGUGCG